Molecule: messenger RNA, 4795 nt
Organism: Betta splendens (Siamese fighting fish)
Lineage: Eukaryota; Metazoa; Chordata; Actinopteri; Anabantiformes; Osphronemidae
Gene: ppef1
Product: protein phosphatase, EF-hand calcium binding domain 1
Exons: 19
Coding region: 503-2701 (732 amino acids)
Biological process (GO): detection of stimulus involved in sensory perception
Cellular component (GO): nucleus; cytosol
Molecular function (GO): calcium ion binding; protein binding; protein serine/threonine phosphatase activity
Source: RefSeq, a predicted model, not a curated record
AGGGUCCCUGAUGACGCUUCUCCCCUCUGUUGUCUCCGGCUCCUGCAGCGGCGACUUUCUUCACACAUUAAUCGUUUUCAGUCUGUCUGUCUGUCUGAUUAUGUCUGAGCGCAUAAUCUUUAUUUGGAAUUUAGGAUGACACGCUUUUUGUUCCUUGGAACAUCAUGGAUUGUGCAUCUAUUUCUUGAUUUCCGGAUCGUUCAGGACUGAUGGCAACAAGACACAUGAUGAAAGCCGCCCAUGGAGACGAACCUGCUGCUGCCGCACACUGACUGACGCGUGACGGUGUUAAACCAGCAGCCUCCAGCUCGGGAUAAACUGCCCUCUGGCGCGGAGGCAUUGCUGCUGGUCAUCAUGGGCUGCGGAGUUUCCGUUGCCACAAAAACACAAGGGAACAGAUUGGAAACAGAAGAUUUGGUCCAGACUCCCAACCGUGCUCUGAGUAAGACUCUGCUUGUCUUUAAGAAUCAGUGAAAUACAGUAUAUGUGAUCGUGUAUAGCUAUGAAGGCAGCUGUGUUGAUCCAGAGAUGGUACCGCCGGUACAUGGCCCGUCUGGAGAUGAGACGCAGAUACACCUGGAACAUCUUUCAGUCCAUUGAGUAUGCCGGGGAACAGGACCAGCUGCAGCUCUCCAGUUUCUUCAGUUUCAUGCUGGACAACUUCACACAGCUGAAUGGAAAUGGCCCAGACUUGAUUUCCCAGUUGCUGGACCCAGUGGUCGACCCCUGGUUGGACAGAGAGACCUGCUACAACUUCAUCUCUGUUCCAGAGACCUACACCGGGCCCCGAUUAUUGUUCCCUCUCUCCGUCUCUGACACAAACGCUCUUCUCAGCGCCUUUAAGGAGCAGCAGUCACCUCUUUCCCCCACACAGACUCUACAUGCCAGAUAUGUUCUGCAGCUUCUGUACGAAACUAAAAAGCUUCUCAAACAGAUGCCCAACAUUGUCCACUUGUCAACGUCUUGCACCAAAGAGAUCACGAUCUGUGGUGACCUGCAUGGCCGACUUGAUGACUUGCUUCUUAUCUUUUAUAAGAACGGCCUUCCCUCUGCCGAGACGCCUUAUGUUUUUAAUGGGGAUUUUGUGGACCGUGGGAAAAAGUCAAUCGAAGUGGUGGUCCUCCUGUUUGCCUACCUUCUCCUCUACCCCGACUAUAUGCACCUGAACCGAGGAAACCACGAAGACCACAUCAUGAAUCUCAGAUACGGGUUCACAAAGGAAGUCAUGCAGAAGUACAAGACUCAUGCUUGUGAAAUCCUCCAGCUGUUUCAGGAUGUUUUCAGCCUUCUGCCUGUUGCAACAGUCAUCGAUGGAAAGAUCCUAAUUGUUCACGGUGGGAUAUCGGAUCAGACAGACCUGGAUUUCCUCAGCUCCAUAGAGAGGCACAAGGUGAAAUCUGCUCUUAGAUUCCCCAGACGCAGGUUCGAGCAGCUGGAUAUUGAUCAUUCCUGCAGGCAGGUGAAAAGAAUAAAAUCUACAGACGCCUCUCUUCCUAGCAGCAGUCGAAGUCACAGCAAAACUCACAGGAAGAGGCGAUGUGGACUAAGUCGACAGGACAGCGGCACUUCUGUGUCGUCCUCUUCAUCCUCAUCGUCCUCGUCCUCUUCGUCACUUUGCUCUCCUCAAACCCCAUCCUGUCUCUCAUCUCGUCCCUUCCCAUCCUCCCCCAGCAUUUCUUACGCAGCUAAUGUCCUCCAGGUGCCUUUCCUGGACUCUCUGUCCUCUGUCCCACCUCCAUCUCCUCCGCAACAUGAAAAGGAAUGGAAACAGAUAGUGGAUAUAUUGUGGAGUGACCCUAAAAUCCAAGAUGGCUGCAGUCCAAACACAUUUAGGGGAGGAGGCUGCUACUUCGGCCCUGACGUCACCAGGAAACUGCUGCUCCAGCACAACCUGCAACUACUUAUUAGAUCUCAUGAGUGCAAGCAGGAGGGAUAUGAGCUCUGUCACGACGGAAAGGUGAUCACUAUUUUCUCAGCAUCAAACUACUAUGAGGACGGGAGCAACCGUGGCGCCUAUGUCAAACUGGGCCGGGAACUAGUUCCACGCUUCUACCAGUACCAAGUCAGCCGCACGACACGUAGACUCACCCUGACGCAGAGGGUGCGAGCUGCUGAAGGCUCGGCUCUCAGGGCGCUGCAGGAGAAGCUGUUUGUCCAUCGCUCUGAGCUGAUGGCAGGCUUCCAGCAGUAUGACCAGAGUCACAGUGGGUUUGUAUCAGUCAGUGAAUGGAUUCUGGUGUUGGAGGCAGUACUGACACUGGACCUUCCUUGGAGGACACUUCGUCCACAUUUAUGCCGUGUGGCACCAGAUGGCAGAGUAGAGUACGAGUCUUGCUUUGAGGAUAUGGGACCAGGGAUUCCUCUGCCUCAGGUCACUCCAAAUUUAGCUGAAACUCUGUUUCGAUACAGGACAGAUAUUGAGAUAAUCUUCAACAUUAUAGACAAAGACCAUUCAGGUCUGAUCUCUGUUGAGGAGUUUCGUCACACCUGGCGUCUGUUCAGUGCCCACCUUGGGGUUGACAUUGACGAUAAAGCCAUCAAUGACCUCGCCCGCAGCAUCGACUUCAACAAGGACGGCAGUAUAGACUUCACUGAGUUUCUAGAAGCCUUCAGAGUCGUGCACAAGCUGGAAAUCAAGGAUCAGCAGCCCAUCGGAACAACAAAUAAAAGUCUUUGUCAAGAGAAGAGUUUGUUGCAGUAAAUCUAUAUCAUGACUGGAUUUAUAUAUAAGGAUUACACUGACACACAAUUUCAAGUCUGUCAAAGUCUGUACUUUCUUUAUACUGUAGAAGUUAACUAGCUGCUGCAUUUGUGUUCAGAUGUCGUCAGGCUGCACACAAUGUAGUGGGUUUCAUUUUUAGUGACCCAGAGAUUUGGACAACAUGAUUAUAAUCUAAAAUAUACUGUUCUACGUAUUUUUGUUUUUGUGCAGUUUUGUAAAUGCAAAUAAGGAGAUUGUAUGUAUUAUAUGUUACAUACACAGAUUGCAUUUAUUUUUAAAUCUAUAUUAUUUAACUAACUGAAAAAUGUUUCAGCUCCUCUGCAGUUGUUUAAAACAUUUUUAAAGUACAAAAAUGUGUUUUUUUUUAACCUAAUCUGUCAGUUGCACUGUAAACUUGAGCAGCUGAACAGCUGCAGGUUUCUUAGCAGCUGACUAUGUAAUGGCUUUAAGGUUCACACCCUUUAAGCAUGUACUGCACACAUUCCACUACAUCUGUCCAGCCGUUUUGUGUAUUUGCUGUAGCUCUCCUCCAUGCCUUGCUUCUGCCCCUCUGCCUGUUCUAGAGUAAUUCUAGGCCCUGCCUCCCACUGCCACUCCCAGUCCUUUCCUCUAUGACACUCUCAGCCCUUCAGCCCAGUCGGCUGUCAUUUCACUCUGAACACAGACUCAGAUGGAAGCUCAGACGGGGCUCCUGACACUGCUGCUCGCUCUCUUCCCGCUCUCUUCUCAAAUGAGAAACCACAAUGUGGGGCUCUGAGUAGCUCAGAAGCAGUCAUCAGCAUCACUGUGGUCAGAUAGAGAACACGGUAUCUGACCUUCCUCAGCUUGGAAAACCACCAGGCUGAAACUGGCCUUCCUUCGUCUCAUCCUCACAAGAAACGUCAACAUACGCUUCAUCCUCCACAUCACCUGGUUUAGCUCCCUCUUCCCCUGCACUCUACCUGUCCUCUUCCCUUUACACCUUUCCAGCUUCAACUUCAAGUCAAGGUCCAUCGGGUUUAAGAUGACAACAUCAUUGACUCAUGUCAUCCCUUCAUCGAAGGACACCACCUCCGAACGUGCCCUGCUCCUCAGCAGGCAGCCCGUGUGCCCGUACCCACCUGUACCCAUUCAUGAAACCUUUUCCUUUCACAUUAUUGAGAAUCCAGGUCCAGAGGUGGACAGACAGCUGCUGCCUGCAGGGCACCUGUAGCGGAGUCACACAGUUUGUCUAGGUACGUUGAUGUUGCUUUAUAACUUUCAGAUUGUUAGAUUAAUCUGGAAAUGAUGCAAUUGCGCUUUUUGACAAAGAAAACAAACUAACCUUGUGCAAGGAACUAUGACCAAUGAACAGAAUGCAACAUUUUAAUACUAUUACUAUUAUUCAUUUCCACUCUGGCUGCUUCACAUCCAAAAUACUUUUAGAGGUUGUAAUUUUUCAUUUAUUCUACUACAUGUUUUUAGUGGAUCACAGUGGGUAGAUAAUUAUAAUUUCUUAACUGCUGAAUGAAGCCAAACUGGUAAAUUAUAACCUUGCAUGAGUAGAUUUCAUCUUUAGAUGAAAUGAUUAAUAGCAAUAAAUUGAUUUAUUAUUAUGAUAUUGUUUGCUGGGUAUAAUUGUAUUAAACUACCCAGCAGGCAUUUCAACGUUAAAUCAUAGUAAUAUUAUGGUUGAAUGACCACUGUAUUCUGUGUUGAUUUUGAAAGGUGAAUCAACGUUGAUCAAGCGUGGUUUCAAUGUUACAUCAAUGUCACAAAUACAACUCACAAUAUGUCAACAUUAAUUUAAAAGUAUUUUGUUAACCUUUUUACAACCAUCAGCAUUCAACGUUUUUUCAAUGUUUCAUCAACGUCACAACAAUAACUGACAUUAUUUCAACUAUAUUUUAACAUUGAAGGUCGGUUGAAGGUCGGUUGUGUGCCUGCUGGGUAACUUAGUAAUGUGGCCAGUGAGUGUAUACAAGCCUCAAAUGUUACAGAUCUAAACUGGAUCAUCCUUAUUAUUUGCCUAUGAUAAUGUUUUACCCCCUAAACAUCUCUGAACUAAAUUUAAAUGUUUAAGUAAAUGCUAAAAUAAAACUCGUUUAAUUAUUA